Molecule: messenger RNA, 11305 nt
Organism: Cyprinus carpio (common carp)
Lineage: Eukaryota; Metazoa; Chordata; Actinopteri; Cypriniformes; Cyprinidae
Product: protocadherin Fat 4-like
Biological process (GO): homophilic cell-cell adhesion; cell morphogenesis; multicellular organism development
Cellular component (GO): catenin complex; adherens junction; plasma membrane
Molecular function (GO): cadherin binding; calcium ion binding
Source: RefSeq, a predicted model, not a curated record
AUGUCUCUCUCUCUCUCUCUCUCUCUCUCUCUCUCUCUCUCUCUCUCUCUCUCUCAGGUUGAAAUCACUCUGCAGGACGUGAAUGAUAACCCACCGGUCUUCCCCACCGACGCUCUGGACAUCACCAUCCAGGAGAACAUCAGCGACGGCUUCAGGAUCCUGCAGCUCACGGCCACAGACGCAGACGAGGGUGCGAACGCUCUGGUGACGUACUCCAUCAUCAGCGGCGCAGACGACAGCUUCCGCAUCGACCCCGAGUCCGGCGAGCUGACCAACACCCGGCGUCUGGACCGCGAGCGCAGAUCCGAGUACUCGCUGCUGGUUCGAGCCGAUGACGGCCAGCAGUCCUCCGACGUCCGGCUCAACAUCACCGUCAGCGACGUCAACGAUCACACGCCACACUUCUCCCGCGCCGUCUACUCCUUCGACAUCCCCGAGGACACCAGCGCAGGUUCGAUCGUGGCGGCGAUUCUGGCCAGCGACUCUGACUCGGGAUCAAACGGUGAGAUCACGUACUCUAUAGAGGAGGAUGAUGAGGACGCCACCUUCCUCCUGAACCCCGUCACCGGCGUCUUCAACGUCACCCGAGCGCUGGACUACGAGUCUCAGCAGUACUUCAUCCUGACGGCGCAGGCCCGGGACGGAGGCGGUCUGUCCAGCUCCGUACGGGUCUACUUCAAUCUUCUGGACGUCAACGAUAACCCGCCGCGCUUCAGCAGCUCGGUCUACAGCAGCUCGGUCCUGGAGAGCGUGAGUCCCGGAGCGAGCGUCCUGAGCCUGAGCGCCGCAGACGCCGACGACGGGCCGAAUGCGGAGCUGCAUUACAGCAUCGCUUCAGGAGACCCGCAGUCACAGUUCACCAUCACAAACACCGGCGUCUUACAGACCAGGAAAGCUCUGGACCGAGAGACGCAGUCAUUUUACAACCUGGUCAUCACCGUGAACGACCUGGCCCUGCCUCCCAUGAGCCGCUUCACCAGCACCGCACAGGUGUCAAUCAUCCUUCUAGAUGUCAACGACUGCCCCCCCACAUUCACGUCUCAAACGACGGCGUAUAUUCAAGAGAACACGCCGGUGGAUACGCUAGUGUUCAGAGCGCAAGCGAGCGACGCCGACAGCGGCCCCAACAGCUACGUGGAGUAUUCCCUCAAAGGGCCGUUUGGGAAUAAAUUCAGCAUCGGGAACAUCGACGGCGGCGUGACUCUGGUGGGUGAACUGGACCGCGAGGAGAUGGCCAAUUACUCUCUGACCAUCGUAGCCACGGAUAAAGGCGAGCCGCCGCUUUCCUCCAGCAUGGAGGUCACGAUGAUGGUGCUGGACGUGAACGACAACACGCCUAGCUUCUCGCAGAACAUCUACGACAUCGAGAUCGAGGAGAACACGCUCAGCGGCACCGACGUCCUGCAGGUGUUCGCUAGCGACGCCGACGAGGGAACCAAUGGCCAGAUACGCUUCUCCAUCGCCGGAGGGAACCUGAACUCGGACUUCCGGAUCGACUCGGUGACGGGAGUGAUUUCUGUGGCGAAGCUGCUGGAUCGCGAGACGCGCUCGGCGUAUUCUCUGCUGGUGCAGGCGGCGGAUCGCGGCAGCAGUCCUCGAGUGGAUCGUGCCACCGUUAACAUCGUGCUUUUGGACGUUAAUGACUUCACGCCUGUGUUUGAGCUCUCGCCGUACAGCGUCAGCGUACAGGAGAACUUAGCAAACCUGCCCAAGAACAUCCUACAGGUGCUGGCCCGUGAUGAUGAUCUGGGCUCUAACGGUCAGAUCAGCUACUCCCUGAGCAGCGGGAACGAGGCGGGAGCGUUCAGCCUCACAUCCGGCGGUCAGCUGAGCCUGAUCCGAACGCUGGACCGGGAAACUCAGGACAAAUACACACUCAUCGUCACGGCGCACGACGCAGGAACGCCAUCUUUGAGCAGUUCUGGUACUGUGACGGUGCUGGUUGGUGAUGUGAAUGAUAAUAUUCCAUCAUUCAGCUCAAUGUCUUUCCACACAACCAUUCCUGAAGAUGCGCCCACUGGAACAGACGUCCUGUUGCUGAACAGCUCAGAUUCAGAUGUGGGACUCAAUGGCGUGAUCAGUUACAGUCUCAGUGGUGGGGACGGUCAGUUCUCCAUCAACCCAGCCACAGGCUUGAUCAUCACCAGCUCCUUGCUGGAUCGAGAGGCACGGGCAAGUUACCAGCUGCUGGUGGUGGCAAUGGACGGUGGACAGCCCACUCCACUAUCCAGCUCUGCCACAGUGUCUGUGGUUGUGGCCGACGUCAACGAUAACCCUCCACGGUUUCACCAUCAUCCAUAUGUUACACACAUACCUGCUUCUACUUCCACAGGCUCACUGGUCUUUGCAGUCACAGUAACAGAUGAAGAUUCCGGCUCAAAUGCCCAACUUCACUAUUCGCUCACUGGACGCAAUUCAGAAAAGUUCAAGAUAGACCCUAUCAGAGGUGCCAUCACUGCAAAUGAAAAACUCACAGGAAGUUCAGAGGUCACCUUCACGGUCCACGUAAAAGAUGGAGGCACCAACCCCAAAACAGACAGCACAACUGUUACAGUUCGCUUUGUUACUGGAGGAGACUUUCCCCAUAUAAGAAUCAAGGAGAAAGCCUUCACCUUCCCAGAGAACCAACCCACAAAUACUGUUGUGACUAAGGUCACCGGAUCUUCACCUAGGGCAGGUUCUUUGUCGUACUACAUUGCAAGUGGAAACCUGGAUAAUGCAUUUCACAUAGAUCAACUUUCAGGAGAGAUGUCUAUCAAAAAGCCUCUGGACUAUGAGAAUAUUGAGAAGUAUGUCUUGUGGAUAGAGGCCCGAGACCAAGGCUUUCCCCCUUAUUCAGCCUAUGAAAAAGUAGAGAUCACAGUUCUGGACGUUAAUGACAACCAUCCUACUUUUGAGCAAGAACCGUUCCACGCUGAGAUUUUAGAAAACCUCUCACCUCAACGUGUGCUGAUAGUAUCGGCAUUCGACCAGGACAGUGGACCAAACGGGCAACUGGAAUAUGCCAUCAUUGAAGGCAACAAAGAAAACAGCUUCAGCAUCAACCGAGCAACUGGUGAAAUCCGCACAACACGACCACUGGAUCGAGAGAAGGCCGCUCAGUAUUCUUUGAUAGUGAAGGCAACGGAUAGAGGCAGUGCUCCUAAAAGCACAGCAGUCAAAGUCUUGAUCAGUGUGCUGGAUGUCAAUGACAAUGCUCCCAGAUUCUCCAAAAUCUUCAGUGCCACUGUACCUGAAAAUGCACCAGUGGGCUUCACUGUUACCCGAGUAACCACCACCGAUGAAGACGCAGGAGCUAAUGCUAUAAGCCGAUACUCCAUCAGCGAUGCAAGUCUUCCCUUCAUUAUCCACCCCAGCACAGGAGACAUCACCAUCAGUAGGCCUCUGAACAGAGAGGACACGGACCACUAUAUUGCCAAAGUCUCAGCACACGAUUCAGGAUGGACUGUUAGCACAGAUGUCACAAUAUUUGUAACAGAUGUGAAUGAUAAUGCUCCAAAAUUUAGCAAGCCGUCAUAUUAUCUGGACUAUCCUGAGCUGACAGAGGUUGGAUCCAUUGUGACUCAAGUCUCUGCCACAGAUCCUGAUGAGGGUUUCAACGGUAAAAUAUUUUACUUUAUUAGAUCUCAAACAGAGUACUUCCGAAUCAACUCCAGUUCUGGUGAGAUCUUCAUUAAACAGCAGCUCAGGUAUCAAAACUCCAGUGGCCACAGUAACAUCAAUGUGAACCGUCAUAGUUUCAUCGUAACCGCUUCAGACCGAGGCAUCAAGCCGCUCAUGAGCGAAACCACAGUUAUCAUAAAUGUAGUUGACAGCAAUGAUAACCCACCCACGUUUGAAUCUUCUUUUUACUUUACCCCUGUCACUAAAAGUGUAAAGGUCGGCACCAGACUCCUCAAAGUCAAAGCCCAUGAUCACAAGGACUUUGGCCUGAACUCUGAAAUAGAGUAUGCUGUGUCUGGAGGCAACAGUUCCAGCAAGUUCCGCUUGGAUAAACAAACUGGAUCGGUCACAGUAGCAUCCUCGCUUACCGCAGACACAGAUAAAGUUUACCUGCUUGAAAUAACAGCAAGUGACAAAGGAAACCCUCCUCUGUCCGCUAAGACCACAGUCAAAGUAGCUGUUACAGAAGAGAACCAUCAUACUCCAGAAUUUUCACAGAACCAAGUAACAGUUACAGUGUCUGAAGGUCUGACUGUCGGCACAGCCAUCCGCACACUUUCAGCACGAGAUAAGGACAAGGACAAACAAAUGAAUGGCCUAGUCACGUACAACAUCUCCUCAGGUAAUGACGAUGGCUUGUUUUCAAUUCACAGUCAAACCGGUGUCUUAUCCCUGGCAAAGCCACUGGAUUACGAAACAAAACAGAAGCAUGAACUCAGAGUUUCUGCAACAGAUGGUGGGUGGAUUGCCAAAACAAGCUAUGUUACAGUUAAUGUCCUAGUUACUGAUGUAAAUGAUAACCCUCCUGUGUUCGACCCUGUGGAGUACUUCCCAGUCGUGCAGGAAAAUGUCCCCAGUGGCACUACUGUGGUAAAAAUGAAUGCAACUGAUAAAGACUCUGGGCCAAAUGCCCUGAUGGCGUAUGUCAUUCAGUCAUCAGACAGUGACUUGUUCAUAAUUGAUCCCAACACAGGAAUCAUCACCACACAAGGUUUCCUAGACUAUGAAGCUAAACAGGUGUAUCACCUUACCGUCAAAGCCUUUAAUGUUCCAGAUGAAGAACGAUGCAGCUUUGCAUAUGUUAACAUUCAGCUGAAAGGUGCUAAUGAAUACGUCCCUCGUUUUGUGUCAAAGCAGUACUACUUUGAGGUUUCAGAGGCAGCACCUAAAGGCACAGUCGUUGGGGAGGUGUUUGCCAGCGACAGAGACUUGGGAGAAGAUGGCAUAGUGUAUUACUUGAUUUUUGGCAGAAGCAGAAAAAGGGGUUUUAGCAUUAAUAAAAAGACAGGCCAGAUCUACGUCUCAGGACCACUUGAUCGUGAAAAAGAAGAAAAGAUUUCUCUCAAAGUCUUAGCUAAGAAUGAAGGAAGCAUUAGAGGGGCAGAUAUUGAUGAGGUGCUUGUGAACAUCACAAUUCUGGAUGCCAACGAUCCUCCUGUAUUCACCCAGGAGCUCUAUGAUGUUCAGGUGAAUGAGGGAUUAUCCCCUGGAGGCCUGGUUACAUUCGUCAGUGCUGAGGAUUCGGAUUCUGUCCCUAGCUGGAGCAGAUUCACCUAUGCCAUCACUGCCAACUAUGAAAAAAGUACCUUCACCAUCAACCCUCAGACAGGACAGGUGUCUGUGGCUUCAGAACUGGACCGGGAAACUGUCCCUGUGUACAACCUCACUGUCCUAGCAGUAGACUCUGGUUCUCCAGCUGCCACCGGCAGUGCCAUUUUAAUUGUGACCCUGGAGGAUAUUAAUGAUAAUGGACCAACUUUGGAGACUACAAGUGGGGAAGUGAUGGAGAAUCAGAGGGCAGGAACAACCGUGAUCACGCUCAGUUCAAGUGAUCCAGAUCUUGCACCAAAUCAAGGACCAUUCUCCUAUAGCCUUGUCAGCACUGGAGCAGCAUCCAGCUACUUCACCCUCAGUCCAUCUGGAGAGCUGACCACCAGCAGAGAGAUAGACCGAGAGCAGAUAAGUGAUUUCUACCUCCCUGUGAUCAUCAAAGACUCUGGUAUUCCUCAGAUGUCCUCAACAGGAACUGUCCACAUCAAAAUUAAUGAUCAGAAUGAUAAUCCCUCAGAGUCUCGCUCCGUAGAGAUCUACGUGCAUUAUUUUGGAAAUAUGUUCCCUGGAGGAUCACUGGGGGUGGUAAAGCCACAGGAUCCAGAUAUACAAGACACAUUCCACUGUUCUCUGACUCCAUCAGCAGCUAUCCUUUUUAGCAUUCCCACAGGAACCUGUGACCUCCGCUCAAACAGUCGCUCCACAGAUGGCACCUUUGAUUUAUCAGUGCGUAGCAGCGAUGGUGCCCACGAUGCUGUCAACAGCCAUGUGCGUGUUUUCUUUAUUGGAUUCAAUAAUGCCACAGUGGACAACAGCAUCCUGAUACGCGUCAUCUCCCAAAGUGCCAGUGACUUCCUUACUAAUUACUACCUCAGUUUCCUGCGCAUUGCCAAUUCACAGCUAGCUGGUUUGGGCACUGGAGUCCAAAUCUAUGGGGUGUUUGAACUAGACAACAGCACUUUCCUGAUGGCAGCUGUUAAGCGUGGUCAUGGGCAAUACAUCAAUCCAAGUGGAGUCGCCACUUUCUUCCAGAGCAUCAAGGAGAUUCUGCACAGACAAAGUGGAGUUAAGAUUGACUCUGUGGACUAUGAUCCCUGCUCCCACAAUCCGUGUCAAAAUGGGGGGAGCUGCAAGAGGCGGCUGGGUGUUGGCCCAGACAUGAAGACAGAGGAGAGUGUCCCGGUCAUCCUCGUGUCGAAUCGCCCCCUACAGCCAUACGCUUGUAACUGCAGGCCAGGUUACGCCGGUACCCUCUGCGAGACUGACAUCGAUGAGUGCCAGCCAACACCUUGUCACAAUGGAGGAACUUGCCACAACUUGGUCGGCGGAUUCUCUUGCUCCUGUCCAGAAGGUUUCACUGGGAUGGCUUGUGAGAGGGACAUCAACGAGUGCCUUUCGAACCCCUGCCAGAAUGGGGCACUCUGCCAGAAUUACCCCGGGGGCUUUAACUGCCUGUGCAAAUCUGGAUUUGCAGGGAAAGCCUGUGAGUCCAUCAUCAAUUACUGUGAGUGUAACCCCUGUUUUAAUGGGGGCUCCUGCCAGAACCGGGUGGAAGGCUAUUACUGUCACUGUCCUUUUGGUGUGUUUGGAAAGCACUGUGAACUGAACAGUUAUGGAUUUGAGGAGCUCUCUUACAUGGAGUUCCCCAGCCUCGACCCCAACAACAACUACAUCUACAUCAAGUUUGCCACUUUGAAGGAAAACGCCUUGCUCAUGUACAAUCACGACAACCAGACCGGCGACAAGGCGGAGUUCCUGGCCCUCGAGAUCUUAGAAGGCAGAAUGAGGUUCUCGUUUAACUUGGGGAGCGGCACUUACAAGCUCAUGACGACCAUCAGGGUCUCAGACGGCCAGUUCCAUACGGUCAUCGCCAGGAGGGCAGGAAUGGCGGCGUCUCUCACUAUUGACCUGUGUGGGGAGGAACAGGAACCGGGAUACUGUGCGGUCAGCAAUGUGGCUGUUCAUACUGACUGGAUUCUGGAUGUCCAGCCAAACCGUCUGUCUGUUGGGGGCGUUCGGUCGAUUGAAGCCCUCCUGCAUCGUCGAGGUCAGGUGGCCACGCAUGACUUUGUCGGGUGCAUCAUGGAGUUUGCUGUCAAUGGACGUCCACUGGAACCAUCUCAAGCUUUGGCUUCACACGGCAUUCUGGACAGAUGCCCCAGGUUAGAGAGCAUGUGUGUCGCUGAGCCCUGCAGACACGGUGGGACGUGUCUGGACAUGUGGUCGUGGCAGCAGUGCCAGUGUACUGAGGGUUUCACUGGACCCACCUGUGAGAAAUACAUUACUGCAGAUACGGCUCUAUCUCUGGACGGUUCGGGUCGUUUGGACUACGGUUUGAGUCAGAGCCGCAAGAGAGAUGUGUUGUUGGCACGAGCGCUGCAGGACCCCGGCCGACCCGUCCCGGAAUACAGCAGCCUGGAGCUGAAGUUCCGCACUCGCAGCGGCUCUGGAACGCUGCUGCACGCACAGGAGAGCUCCAACUACACCACCGUCAGGCUGAAGAACGGUCUGCUGCAGUACGUGUCUGAUGCUGGUGUCGCCGGUAAGGUAGAGAGGAUUGUGGGAGAUGUUGUUCUGUCUGACGGUCAGUGGCACACACUCCUGCUUCAGAGAAACGGAUCAUCCACCAUUCUGCGGAUCGAUGAGUCCAGCUCGAAAGUCAUUCUGCACAAUACGCAAGACUUCGGAGGGAUUGACGUGCACACGCUGUCUCUCGGGGGCGUCCCGACUCGAUCAGCACAACAGAAAACCAGCCCAGGUUUUGAUGGGUGUUACGCCUAUGUGAAAUAUAACGGAGAGAUGCUCCCCUUCAGUGGUGAACACAGGACUGUCUCUAUCUCCAAGACUGAUCCCUCUGUGAAGAUCGGCUGUCGUGGCCCAAAUCUAUGUGAGAGCAGCCCUUGCUGGGACGGGCUGAUGUGUGUGAACCAGUGGUACACCUACCAGUGUGUCCCACCAGGUGACUGUGCCUCAAACCCCUGCCAGCACGGCGGCAGCUGCAUGCCCGGCGCUCGUGGAGGCUUCACCUGUGCGUGUGAGGAGUUCUACACGGGCAGAGUGUGCGAGAGCCUGGUGGCCUGUUUGGGAGUCCGGUGUCCACAGGGUACGGAGUGUAAGCUAGGAGCCAACGGAGGGUCCACCUGUAGUCCAAGUGCAACCACUGAGGAGAUGGUUCUGCCCAUCUGGGCAGUUCCUGCAAUUGUGGGCAGCUGCGCUACUGUCUUAGCAUUGGUGGUUUUGAGCCUCAUACUGUGCAACCACUGCAAGGGCCGCAAGAAAACCAAAGUGCCAAAGGAUGAGAAGAAAACAAAGGAGAAGAAGAAGAAGAAGAAAAAGAAAGGCAGUGAGAAUGUGGCAUUUGAUGAUCCAGACAACAUUCCACCUUACGUAGAUGACAUGACAGUCCGGAAACAACCAGAGGGAAACCCCAAACCUGACAUUAUAGAGCGGGAGAAUCCCUACUUGAUCUAUGACGAAACUGACAUUGCACACAACAGUGAAACCAUUCCCAGCGCCCCCUGUGCUCCAUGUGCAGGACCAGAAGCAGACAUGGAACACUAUGACAUUGACAACGCCAGCAGCAUUGCUCCAUCAGAUGCCGACAUCAUCCAGCACUACAAACACUUCCGUAGCCAUACUCCCAAGUUUUCUAUUCAGCGCCACAGUCCACUGGGAUUUGCCCGCCAGUCCCCUCUUCCACUAGGUGCCACCAGCUACACCUACCAGCCGACCUACACCCAGGGGCUCCGCUCCACACCCCUCAGCCAUUCAGCUUGCCCCACGCCCAAUCCCCUGUCACGCCACAGUCCAGCACCCUUUAACAAGCCAUCCUCCUUCUACCGCAACACUCCCACCCGUGAACUCAACUUGGCACGCCGUGAGGGCAGCCCUCUCGAUUUCCACGGCGACGUGGGCCAGCCUGGUAUGUUCAACUACGCCACCCGAUUGGGCAGGCGCAGCAAGAGCCCUCAGACCAUGGCGGGCCAUGGCUCUCGGCCCGGGAGUCGUCUCAAGCAGCCAAUCGAGCAGAUUCCAUUGGAGAGUGGCCCACCUGUGGGGUUGUCCAUAGAGGAGGUGGAACGCCUCAACACACCUCGACCCAGGAAUCCCAGCAUCUGCAGCGCCGAUCACGGGCGCUCAUCAUCUGAGGAAGACUGCCGCCGACCGCUCUCACGUGUCCGGAACCCUGCAGAUGGCAUCCCUGCUCCGGAAUCCUCCUCCGAGAGCGACUCCCAUGACUCCUUCACCUGCUCGGAGAUGGAGUACGACCGUGAGAAAGCAGUUUCCUACAGUUCUCGCAUGCCCAAGCUCUCGCAGGUCAACGAGUCAGACGCCGAUGAUGAGGAUCACGGAGGGAGGAUGCGACAGAGGCGAUACUCCAGUCGACGUGCGGAGGGUGGGCCGUCCAGCAGCCACAACACACUAUCGGAGUAUCAGCACCACACUUUACCCCAUAAACUGGGCCAAGGGUCCAAUAACUUCAACUGGGACAACCUACUGAACUGGGGUCCGGGGUUCACCCACUACGUGGACGUUUUUAAAGACUUAGCACUGCUACCAGAGAACUCUGCUGCUAAAGACAUCGAAAUGAAGAGCGGCGACGGCUCCAUCACAAUUCUGAAUGAGGGCGAAACUGAGCAGUAUGUAUGAGAAGCACUGAGUCCUCAUCUCUUUGCCCUCUAAGACUGGAGUCAGGAGCCAUUGCAAAACACAUGAAAUACUGAUUAAUUUCUGAAAUUUGAUUAAGACGAACUUAAAUGCAGCAAGGCAGAGCACUGAUACAAAAGACGAGCAACAAACACCCUUCACAGAGUGCAAUAAAAAAAAACACACUGGGGGAGCACAGACUAGUCGUUUCGUUUUGCCAUUAGUUGAUGUGUUGGGUUGACUAAUCAUGGAUUAUGCAAUGGUGCAUCCCAGUGUAUUUGCAUGCCAUUUUCUUUGAACAGUAUUGGCCAAUUAUAUUUGUAAUUUAGUGAACCUAGAGCACUUUGCGCUCACAAAGCACAUUGUUAGUAAACCCCACUGGUGCUGUGUAAUGACUAAGGUUUUCUGAGUGUUGCAUUUACCAGCAGCAGUAGACCGCUGAUGCUGGAUACCAUGUUAUGAGUCACUUAUGUUAAGAUAAACAGUAAUUCACACGUAAACGAAUAGUUGUGCAACCUCUUCCAACAAACACACCAACAACACAAACUCUGGAAGAGGAACUGGGAGAGGUGCGGCACUACCAUGAACACACAUAUGAAGUGAAUCAGUUCUAGUCCAUCCGUCUGUUCUGACUGAGUUCAGAGUGCUAAAAUAAAGUGGGUCAUAAUGAAGGGUCGUUGUGACCCUCCGGCACUGCAGCCCUGGAGUCUGGGCUCUGUCCGUUUGGCUGAUUUUCCUGUGUGUUAGUGCCUCGACCUCUAGGAAUCACAUCCAUGAGCUCGGUGUGAAGAGCAGGGCCAUAUUUGGCUCCGGUUCUGCACACUCCAGCCAAAAUAGAAAGAAAAGCUAUGGAACCAUCUGCCAAGAACGGGUGUUUCUCAUCCUGAAUAACUGGCUGCCGUCUAAAACAACAAAACCUCCAGAUAUGAGAUUAAUCAGGCCUCUGCCUUCUGGAUAUUUGAGGAUUUACAUUUGGGAGCAUGGACACUAUGACUUUGAAUGGUUAUUUGUAUUGGUGUAUUGCAGGUUUCGUACAAACACGCUUGACCUGUCCAACGCAAUGCCCACCUGCUAUGAGACUAUGAACUUGUGUACAUUUUGUAUUAAUGUGGAAGCUCUUGGAAGUCAAUGUUCUCUGUCGUUUUGUGAUUUUUGUUCAGUGUUUUUAAAAUGUACGGUUUCUACUUUUUUACUGUUUAUUAACUUAAAGGUUCGUUUUUAUGGAUAUUUUUCAUAUGCUGGAAAUGAGGUUCUUACUUUCAGCGGAAGUAAGAUUGAACUUCUUUUUUUUUUUUUACAUUUGUUACUUAUGUAACAUCAGUAUUUUCCACUAUUUUGAUAAAACUAUAACAUAAUGUCUGAUUUAUACGUGUAAAAGCCAAUAACAGAAUAAACAAAAAAAUAUUUAUUUAAAAAAAGAAGUCCAUUUUGGUUUUGAUGAGAC